Molecule: messenger RNA, 483 nt
Organism: Paramecium sonneborni
Lineage: Eukaryota; Ciliophora; Oligohymenophorea; Peniculida; Parameciidae
Source: the annotation of a GenBank genome assembly
UAUAAAUGUUGAAUAGAUAAAUAAAAUCUAAGAAAGUAAAAAAUCUGAUUAAAAAAUUCGAUGCAGAAGAUGAAGAUGAGCAUCAAGAAGAACAUGAAAGUCAAUAAGAAGAAAUAUAAUAAUAGACGAAACAAUCAUUAAAAUAAUUGUUAUCUGGAGUGAUAAAAAGAGAUGUAAAAAGUGAGAAAGCAAUUAUGGCAGAUAAAUAGAAGAUUUUAAAUGAACUUACAAGUGAAAAACAAAAAUAAAAAGAAAUAGGAAUAAAGAAGAACAUUAAAAAGUUAGAUAAAUGUAAAAUAAUAGGGCUGUAGUCGAAAAAGGACACAUUGAUCCAAGAGUAUCAACUAAUAGAGAUUAAGAAAGAGAGUUAAAAGUAAUUGCAGCUAAGGGUUUAGUAAAAGUGUUCAAUGUACUUGCAGAAAUGAGAUAAAAGCAAAAUGAAUGAAUUGUGGUGGAAUUUGUUUCUAUGUAUUUAAUUAAGUG